GUCGGGACCAAUGCGACCUUGUGCGUGAAGAACGCCUUGCCGUACUUGAAACUCUUCUUCUUCGUUCUCUUAAAAAAUUCCUCUAUUAUUUGGUGAAAUCUUAGCUUUACGCUCCUCCAAGGCUUGGGAAAAGUAGGCGAUUAACCAAAAGCUGUAUUUCAGGCGAUGAAGACCAGGCGUUCUGCCGCUAAGGGAGUCCAGGAAAGCAGAAAAGGCCAAGAAACAAAUACAACCACAUGUGAGGAAAACGAGAUUGUAGAGGCGGAGGAGUGUGUCGCUUCGGCCCUUGCUGCUCUACCGGAGUCAGUUGCUUCAAACUCAGAUCUGGUAAAAGAAAAUGGCGACCAGUCUCAGGUACAUUCAAAUGGAAAUCAUGAGAAUUUAGAGGGAAAUAUCACAAUCGAGACAAUUGAUAGUUCACAAGCUGCUACUGCAUCUACUGUUGAUGGAAGAAGUAUUGCAUUGGAGGCGACAGCUCUCCCUGAAGGUGGUACCCUACUGCUAGACAACAAACAAAAUGCUCCUGUGGAAGACCAGCAGACUGUGCAGUUCCAUACCGUAGACAUUCAGAAUCAGUCACUAACACCCUUUACAACAGGUGAAAAUUCUGCAACUCUACUGUAUUUGCUGAAUGCUUCCAGCUUCCCGCCAGGGACAGAAGCUGUCACAUUGACAGUGGGCUCAAGUUCUGGUGGCUCUCUCCCCAGCACUAUGCUCGUACCACAGUCUUAUUCUACCGUUACAACAACCUCCUCUACAACAACUGUUGGAAGCAGUGUCAUAGAAAAAGCAAUGGACCUUGCUGAUUUAGAUGAGGCAACCAUUAGCUCCCGUCACCCUGCUACUAAUGCCGCCUUGACGCUUGUGUCGCUAGGCUCUGUUACGAGUAAUCUAAUGCAUGAGGUUGUUGUGGAUGAGAGUGGUAACAGUAGUAGCUUUCUGAGUAGCACCCCUGUCGAAGGACCUUCUGUAACUGUUGACAGCAUGGAGGUUGAACAGUCACCCCAAGGCAACACCAACCAGGAAAACAACCAAGACACCCAGCAACAACAGAGUCAAGCCCCGACCCAGCAGCCUCAGGGAACUGUUACGCAAGUCUCAUUCAGUAAGGUGGAAGUCUGUAGAGUGCGUGAAGUGAUUACUCAGACUGGAGACGAGAAGGAGGAGGUGAUCGUUGGGAGCAUAAGAGAGGAGCAGAGAUCUACAAAAAUUGGCCAGCUCUCUAUUAAAAAGAGUAAUAGCAAAACACCAGCAGAUGAUCGCACAAGAGAUCAUGAAUGUCCAACAUGUGCAAAAAGAUUUUUUACCAAGAAUGAUCUCAAGAGACACGGUUUUACCCAUUCUACUGAAAGGCCGUAUUCGUGUGAGGUGUGCCAGAAGGCAUUCCGUACUACUAACGAGGUCAAGCUUCACAUGGCUAUACAUGUUUCAGGGACGCCCUACAAGUGUGAAUAUUGUGGCAAGGAGUUCAGAACCAAGGGAUGCAUCAAAGCACAUAUCAAGUACCACAUAGGUGACAAACGGCACAAGUGUUCAAUCUGUGGCCAUGCAUUUGUGAAAAGUGCAGACCUGAAGCGCCACGUAGCUGCUCACAACAAUGAAAAGAACUACAAGUGUCCAGAAUGCGGAUCAGCUUUCACCAGGCAGGACAACCUCAAGGCGCACAUGAUGCUCCAUAGUCGACAGGGCGUGGUCUCCUGUGAUAAGUGCCACAAGGAGUUUAUAAACCAAAUCUACCUGAAAAGACACAUGCAUAUACACAAAGAGGCAAAGAAGAAACCCUACGAAUGUCAGUGGUGCCCUAAGACCUACGAGAACCUGGAGGGCCUACGACGACACAUCAAACAGCAUGUUGGCGAUGAGAAGUUUGUCUGUGAGCAGUGUGACAAGAAAUUCAUCACAGCAAUCCAGUUGAAGCGGCAUCUUUGGCUAUCUCAUGAAGAGGGUAGUCCAUAUAGGCGGUCUAUACUCUGAAGUCUGGUUUAUAUUCUGGUCAAUACUUUGAGGGCCAGUCUAUAAUCCAAGGCCUGGUCUAUACUCUGAAGCUAGGUUUAUUAGCAUACUCUAAGGCUCGCUCAGUAUAAAGCAGUCAGUUGAUGUUCUAAAGCCUUUGUUCAAGACAUUCCCUUCUCUAUAGCCAUUCUGUAUCUAUGGACAGUAAAAAAAAAUCCCAACUGCACCUGGGAAUGUAUUGGAAUAGCAGUAGACAGGAACUGCCCCUGCAGUUUAAUUAGGGCCCCUAUUUGUUGACUUUUUCUCAAAACAAUAAUGCUCUUUAACAUCAAGGUCUGUAUUCUAAAACACAACAACAUAGCUGUUGCUGUUGAGAGGACAAUCUUGAUUUUCUCAAUUUCGGGAUUCUCAGUGGAUAGCCUUUAGGGCAUGUAUACCUUAAUAAUUAUUUCAGAAAUGUGUCUUCAUCAUUGUGCAAAUACUGUACAGAAGAUUUAGCAAGGGCAGGAAGAACAGAUUUAUUAGGCUAAAUUCUGAUGAUAAAAUCAAAACCUGGUCAAGAUAAAUAGCAUAACCUGAGCGGCCCCCCAUCAUGCAUUGGGGGCCUGCUAGCUGAAACAAGCCUGACAAAUAAAAAAAGGCAGAAGUCAGCCUAACAAAUUCUGUUUAUCUUGCGCUUAACAAUGCCAGAAAUUUGAUGGUUUUGUUGGUUACUGGGAGUGUUGGUAACUGGGAAUGUUACAAAAGAAAAAAAAAGGCAGUAAACCUUUCAUGGAUUUAGAAGUAUAACCAUUCUAGUAAGAAAGUGUAGGUUGUAAGAGGAAAAAAAAAUUGUGUUAUGUUUUUUCAUUUGACUUUGAAACUAUUUGAUUUAUUACAUAUUUCAUCACAUUUUCCAAUCAUAAUACAAUACACUAUACUAUCUAUUAAAGAAUAAUUUAGUCUUG
This is a messenger RNA of Nematostella vectensis (starlet sea anemone), 2900 nucleotides long. RefSeq names its product zinc finger and BTB domain-containing protein 17. NCBI's taxonomy places the organism in Eukaryota, Metazoa, Cnidaria, Anthozoa, Actiniaria, Edwardsiidae. Gene Ontology annotation, molecular function: RNA polymerase II cis-regulatory region sequence-specific DNA binding; DNA-binding transcription activator activity, RNA polymerase II-specific. The coding region runs from base 166 to 1974 and encodes 602 amino acids. The transcript has 6 exons. The record is from RefSeq and is a predicted model, not a curated record. Gene Ontology annotation, cellular component: nucleus. Gene Ontology annotation, biological process: regulation of transcription by RNA polymerase II.